This is a messenger RNA of Fomitopsis serialis, 1066 nucleotides long. RefSeq names its product ribonuclease H2, subunit C. Gene Ontology annotation, biological process: RNA catabolic process. Bases 133 to 825 code for a protein of 230 amino acids. The record is from RefSeq and is a predicted model, not a curated record. NCBI's taxonomy places the organism in Eukaryota, Fungi, Basidiomycota, Agaricomycetes, Polyporales, Fomitopsidaceae. Gene Ontology annotation, cellular component: ribonuclease H2 complex. The transcript is spliced from 5 exons.
GUGCGCGCCGUGUCUGAGUCGCGACUCGAGACGCGACGCGUCCGAGUCUCCCAAGUGCUUGCCAAUUACCUGCAUCUACAUCCUUGCGCCGACUUGCGUCUAUCACAGCAAACCGUCCCUUACGCGUACAGGAUGUCCUCCAGCAUCGCUAUUGCGCGUGUGGAUGAACCGCUUCCUACAUGCACACCAUACCUCAUGCCCUUUCACAUCGACUACUCAGGUCCUGCACCGAUCUCCACAUACUUUCGCGUCAAGCCAGCACCACCUCCAGGAUAUUUGGGGAAACCAGAGAAUGCAAACGAAGCAACGCAAAACGCCAGCGAAUCGCAGACCUCAUCCACAUCGCAGACAACGCUGGUAGCGUCCUCCUCGGAUGCGACCCUUGACUCCCGGAUUGGCGAGUCCUCUCAGGACACUUUAGUCGAUGAUGCAUCUCCGAGCCAGACCAAGAUGCAACCAGCGGGAGAUAGAUAUGUGGCAGCAUUUCGCGGAAGAACAGUGCAAGGCUUGAAGGUGGAACUCCCCGAAGGCUAUGCAGGACUGGUUCUCCAAACCCCGGAAGGUGUAAGCACCGCCCGCCCAGGCAAGCGAAGUGGUGCAUCCGCGAAGGAGCGAGGUCAACCGCAAGCCACGCGUAGUACGCGCCGGUCUUCCCAGAAAGAAGUGAUGGACAUCGACACCGACGUGGGAGCCCUGUCCACAUUCUCCUCAUUCGUGCUGUGGAACCAGGACAUCCCGGUGGACGAGGGCAAGGACGAGUAUCUGCGGUCAAUACGAGAGUGGACGAGGCUGGCGGCAGAGGUUCAUCGAGUCGAGGAUAUCUAAUCGAGGAGGAGUACUUCCGAUACUUGAACCCCUUGACAGUCCCUCCGCGACAGCGGGUUGUCGAGCGGACCUAACAAAGAUCGCCGAGAUACUUUUGGACACAUUUGUUGUAACUUGUCAUACUGGACGUUCCACAUACAGAUGGGCGCCAUCCCGGUGUUUCUGCAAUGCCAGAGGGGGCACCGCAAACCCCACGAACAUUGGCAAGCAUACUUCCAGACGGGGCUGUGCAACCUUCUGU